AUGUACAACCGCGGGGGGGAUAUGUGUGUAAGUUGGCUCAACUUCUCCAACUCCCUCUCCAUCUUCCCAUUACACACGCCACACCAUGUGGAAGCUUUCCAGAAAACGAACCUCAUCGCACGCGCGCAGCAGGUCAAGACGUGUGGUCGUAAUGAGAGUGAAGGGUGGGGUUUGUCUGACGCUGCCUCCUUUUUCCACCUUCCUCGCUCUCUCGUAUAUACCACCAUGCCAAACCGAGACCUCUCCUUCCCCUAUUUCACCAUUAAAAACCCCUUCCUUUCCAACCAACUUCCCCCUCAUUCCAAGAAUCGAAAAAUCUAG
This is a messenger RNA of Colletotrichum tamarilloi, 321 nucleotides long. RefSeq lists its product as uncharacterized. NCBI's taxonomy places the organism in Eukaryota, Fungi, Ascomycota, Sordariomycetes, Glomerellales, Glomerellaceae. The transcript has a single exon. The record is from RefSeq and is a predicted model, not a curated record. The coding region runs from base 1 to 321 and encodes 106 amino acids.